AUUUCAGCUGAUCAAAUGUAUUGCUUUACAAGGUUACACGAGCUGCGUUCUUCUCGUCAAAGCGGUAGCUCAGAACUACGCUUUCUUCUGGCGAAGACGGUGUUAACAUAUCUCGUCAAACGCUCCUCUGCUCAGUUCGAACUUCGAAGCAUGGAUUCGAGCCGUGAGGAAAUGGAGCAGCGGCGGCGGUGGCCGGAGCGACAGCACCUCGCGCGCCUCUGCGACCUCGUCGCCGUCAACCUCCUCUCCCACCUCGAACCGGCGCGGCGGCCGCAGCUGUCACGGGAGGACGAGCGGGGCGUCCUCCUCGCGCUUUCCCGGGUAAAUAGGGCUAUUCGAAGAUGGGACGAGGAGGAGGAGGAGGAGCAAGGGUGCGAAUCGGAUCAGGAGGCUGUUUCGUGUUCUGAAGAAGCUCACAGUUGCUGUUUACCACCUGACCAGCUUUUUGAUGAUGGCUUUAGCUGCCUGGCCAAUAUUGUCUCCAUAUUGGUUGGCUUACAACGUUUCUGUAGUGAUUACGUUAAACACUCUGCUGGGAGUAUCUUGAUUGCGAUCUCUAAUUCCCUAAUGAAGUUUGAAGCUGUUUGGGUUCCGUUUGUCGAGCUGGUCUGGGCAGCUACACAUGCAGUAUCAACAUGUGCUGAUAAUUAUGUACCUUGUACAAUUGAUGUCACCAGUUGUUCCGGAAAAGGCUCCAUUUGUUAUUCCUCUGAUGUGGAAAGCAUAAGGCAUGACAUAACGACUGCAAGCACCAGUAUCACAAGCUUCAUGGCAGUUCUUAAGCUACGAUGUCUCAAUACCAGUUUACAGAUAAUGGCUAACCUCUUUCGAGUACUACACGCUAUUCUGAAGAUCCUGAAACUCAACGACUCUGAAUUGAAAGAUGACUUUAUUUGCCGGUCCAUUCAUCAUAUUCACAAGUUACAUGGGGAUCCUUGUUACCAGCCCAAUGCAGAAGAACUUGUAAGCCUUGUCAAGGUUGACAGACAUAAUUUGAGUAAAGAUUCUGAACAGUUCGGAAUUGUGUCAGGUAGUCUCCUCCAACUCUUGUGCUCUAUAGUUGAGCAAAGGGACAUGGAAGACACGGACCACCGAGAUAUGCUUGUGAAGCUUGUAGAUGUCAUACCUAGAUUAGCGUCUUUCUUACAAGAGCAAAAGGAUAUCCCAAAAAGUCUCUCUCAAUAUUCAAAGCACAAAAUUCUGAUGCUAAUGAUAAGGCUUAAGCCUCACAUGCAGCAGAAUUGCUCACACAUUGUUUGUUGGCUGAAAUUACUUCGACACCACUUUCAGGAUCUCCUUCAUGAACCUAUGUCCCAACAUAUUACUAAACUGGAGAACUGUUUAGAAGGAUCCCCAUUUUUGUUGAGUGUUGUAGGUUUGGGCGUGCUUCAGGAUAAAUCGACUCGGCACUUACAAAGGCAGGCUUUGUAUUUGUUCCUUAGUUGUUGUAUAUUCUUGGCUUGCAGUGGAAAUGAUAGUCGACCGCAAUGUUCAUGUAAGAGAGAUGAAUUUUGUCACAAUGUGCAAGGCUGCACUGACCAUUGCAACUGUUUUGGAUUAUCAGAAAUUUCAGACUGGUUUCAUAGAUAUUGCUUAGACAAGAUUUUCGACUCGAAUUCAUCAGCAGAUAUUGUUCUAUGUUUUCUGCAGCUAUAUAUGGAGGAGGACGAUAUGCUGUUCAUCAUUCUCUUAAAGCUUUUGGAUGCUCCAGUCAUUUCUUUGGAAAUAGAGAGUAUGGAAACUAAAUGGACUUCUGAACUGAUUGGUGCCAAACUGUUCUCCAUCAUCUUUGACCCAGUUCAUAUUUUCCAUGUAUUGCUUUCAGUGCUGCACUAUGAUCACUUGUUACUUGUUGAUUAUCUCAUAUCUAAAGAUGUAGGUGUAUAUUGUGCUCAGUAUCUAUUGAGGUGCUUACGACUGGUAUCCCAGUGUUGGGAUGCUUUUGUUGAUGAUUCAGUUUACGAGGCAAAAAUACAAAAACUCAAUUGUAAAAGGCGAAGAUCUUUGAAAGAUAUAAAUAGUAUCAGGGAUAGCUCAACUGAAGGCACUAAGUUAGGUUCCUCUUGUGAUAAGGAGAGUAAGAGCAAACAACAGCUUUUCCAAAGUGCUAAAGUAUGUGUUCUUUCGUUAAAGAGAACACUGGAAGAUCUUCAUAAAAAGGAUUUAUUCCCUUACGACCCAAAGCCUCUCCUUAGAAGGUUAGCCAGAUUUCAGGAGCUCUGUGAGCAGUGCUGAAAUAAUAAAGUUGUGCCUAGUGAGAUGCUACCACCAAAUCAAGAAUCAGUGCAGGAUGCAAUCAACAAAAAUGAUACUGGGAAUUCAAAGGGUAUACCAUUGCCUCUUUACCCCGCAACAGGUUUCCUCAUAAACCUAGUACAUAUACUGUAUGAUGAGCAGUGGCAUCUUUAUACUCCAUCCGUCCAUUCGUCACAAGCGACUGUGCGAGGUCCAAAGAUUGACAUCUCUGCUGAACCUUGUCCUAAUAAACUCAUAGGGGAUUCUCCAUCUGUAAAAGGUGAUAGCAAGCAACCACUCAGAUGUUCAUCCUGCAGCACUGGACUGUCAUGACUCUAUCGGAGUAGACUGUACUACUUCGUUAGCUCUACUUCUUGCCAGUAACUUAUGCCAGGAACCUUUUAGCGCUGGCUAGUUGGUACUAACUCCGUGAUCCAAAAUAAGUGACGUGGGUUUGAACUAGGCUUGAACUAGGUUUAGUUCAAGACUGAGACACUUAUUUUGGGUCGGAUGGAGUAUUGUUUUAUAUUGUUAUGUGCCCUUUUUGUCAGAGCUGUUCUGCUUAAUGCAGAGUAAGCUCUUCAGUUUGGCAUGUAUGAACUGAUUUCAGCCUAUUGCUUAGCUAUAGUCAAAUUUCAUUUAGCUGAAGUUAAAUGAAAUUGUAGUGUGUUUAGGACAGUGCAGUGAUCAUUGAUCAUGAACUAGAAGACAUCAGGGUUAAGAAUUAUAAGAUCUUCACAUUACUAUUAUACCCUUAUGUUUAGGGUACACCUCAGCUUUUGUACGUGGUACUCCUUUGUGGUUAUAUCAGAAUACCAUGCAAUAGUGUCUGUUA
Messenger RNA from Brachypodium distachyon (stiff brome), 3070 nucleotides. RefSeq lists its product as uncharacterized. The record is from RefSeq and is a predicted model, not a curated record. Lineage: Eukaryota; Viridiplantae; Streptophyta; Magnoliopsida; Poales; Poaceae. Bases 16 to 2235 code for a protein of 739 amino acids. The transcript has 14 exons.